Molecule: messenger RNA, 1954 nt
Organism: Protopterus annectens (West African lungfish)
Lineage: Eukaryota; Metazoa; Chordata; Ceratodontiformes; Protopteridae
Gene: MKS1
Product: MKS transition zone complex subunit 1
Exons: 17
Coding region: 245-1954 (569 amino acids)
Biological process (GO): cilium assembly
Cellular component (GO): MKS complex
Source: RefSeq, a predicted model, not a curated record
UAAGUACUGUGACUGUCAAACACAAGACAGUAACCAUAAACAAGAGGAAAACGCUAUACCCUAUUUAUAGUAAAUAUAUAAAACGAUGAAGCGGAUAAGAAUGAAAUCAGCAAGUGGCAACAUACAUUCCUUAGCUGUCUGAUGACUAUUUGUUUAUUAAAAGUUUUGUGAAACUGGUAGAAAGGGUUAUGGUGGCUUGAAAGUGGGGUUCUUUAGAUUUUUUUUAGAAACAAGUUACGUAUAAAUGGCGGUGGAAGGGUGGAACGUAGAUAUCGGAGAAGCAGUGUACCGGUCCCGGGAUCCGGUUAAGAACCUGAAGAUAAGAGUUCGCAUUCAGCGGAUCACUUCUGCUAUGGUUCUGUCACAGCAGGUCCAGAAGCAGAAAACUGAACAUGGAAAGAGUGAUAUUGAACUCACCACCUUCAAGACACACAGUGCAUUGGGCAGAUUUCAUCCAGACGAAGAGGAAGAAGUAGAAGUGACCUGGCAGGAGAAAUUAUUCAGCCAGUUUGAGUACGACUUGUUCAGAAAUGCUGCUGCCUGUCAAAGCCCAUUGGACCAUCAGUAUCAUAAAGAAAUCCUAAAGCUGGACAAAGCUGGUGGACGAAAGAACAGAAGGUUGUUCACCUAUACAGAUUAUGAUAGAUUCACUAAUCUUCAAGAGCAUUGUCUCUCGGUUACAACAUCAGACAAACAGAUUCCAACAUUCCUGACGGAGAAGAUGGCCAAUGUGCGGCACAGAAGACAAGAAAAGCGAGUAAUGGAAGGUAAUAUCCCAAAAUCCCGACUGAUCACAUGGGAACCAUCAGAAGAGUUCAAGAACAGUCAUUUUAUAAAUACUCCUCUGCAAACUAUGUACAUUAUGGCAGACCUUGGACCUCCUGGAAAGUUAGGUCUCCAGGAAUAUGAAUAUGUCCUCUGUACUAUUAAAGUAGAUGGCAAUGGGGUCAUUACAGUCAAGCCAGAUUUCAACCACGACAAAGGUCCCUACAGGUUAGAGCUGGAGAGAGAGAAGCGGGACCUCUGGAAGUAUUCCAUUGAAAAUACCUCUGUAAGCAUUCAACCAGAGGAACAGCAGCGUGAGCAGAAAAUGUACAGUGAGCUCUGCAAUCGACACAGUGAUUACCUUAAUAGGCUUGUUGGCACAGAAUUUGAAGAGACCCCACCAGGGAUGUUUCGUCUCUUUGUCAGUGGUGAGAUUGUUUCAGCACAAGGUUAUGAAUACAACAACCUCUACAUCCACUUCUUCCUAGAGCUUCCUGAGUACUGGGAAAGUCCUCCUUACCAGCAGUUGUCAAGGGUCACACAGACGUGCUACACCAAGAGCACAGUAAAGGAGAACAUAGCCUACUUUUCAUAUCCAUUUACCUUUGAGGCGUUUUUUAAAAAUGAAGUGGAAUCUGAAAACUCUCUUCCCCAUUGGCCAGUACUCUACUUUGCGGUACACUCAUUGGAUUUUUGGCAACGAUAUCGGACAGAAGGAUAUGGUUGCUUUGUCAUACCAACUGCACCAGGUGUACAUGAGAUGAUUUGUCAGACAUGGCGCCCCAUUCAACCAGGGACCGUAUCAGAACUGAAGAGGUAUUUUAUUGGUGGCUCACCAGAGCUGGAAGACAUGACAUAUGUGGGCAUACCUGGUACAUUCAAGGGUGAACGGAUGAGCCGACUUGGAUUUCAAACACAGACCACAGGGAGUGUCACAGUUAAACUAUACUGUAUGCAGCAGUCUAGAGCGUUCAUGGAGUCAAACAUUCAGAAAAAGAGAAUGCAGAGUGUACUGGACCGACUUGGUGGAUUUAGCCAGCAGAGCUCUAUCCAAAAUGUACUAGGUAAGCUUGAACGUCAUGUUGCUUUUAGAUACAUAUACUGUCAGGAUGUUUUGUUUAGAUUGUUCCUGCAGGUUUAUAAUGAGAAGUUGAAGUUACAGUUAAGUUUUCCAGCAAGUGUACACUAA